AGCAAGUAACGGUCAACGAAGUGGGCCUUUUGGGUUCAAUCAUUCUCAACUAACGAAGAUGGGACAAAGCAAGAACAACAUGAGUCAGAAGCGGCCCGCCAUAUGUAACGCCGGCAUUGCUAAAAACGAGGUGGUCAUUGUCGUGAAAGGGGAAGAAAAGGCCAAGAUGGCAGAGGAAGAAGAGUUCGACCCGUGGAAUGUCCCUGAGCUGAAGGACGACACCGUCCCCUGGUCUGACCUGACGGGCUGUGGAAAGGUGGAGCACGUGGUUCUGUGGUUCCUGAAGCCGGUCCUUCUCCUUGGGCUGCUCUACAUGUUCAUCUGUUCACUGGACUUCCUCAGCAGCGCCUUCAGACUCUUGGGUGGAAAGGCAGCUGGCCAGGUGUUUUCCCAGAACGAGUUGCUGAGGAACCCUGUUUGCGGUCUGAUGAUCGGAGUUCUGGCAACUGUACUGGUACAGAGCUCCUCAACCUCAACCUCCAUCGUGGUGUCCAUGGUCGGCGCCGGAAUACUGGACGUGGAACAGAGUGUGUACAUCAUCAUGGGGUCCAACAUCGGAACUUCGGUCACCAACACCAUCGUGUCCCUGGGCCACUCUGGCGACAGGAACGAGUUCCGCAGGGCGUUUGCUGGGGCCACGAUCCUUGAUAUGUUCAACUGGCUCUGUGUGAUCGUUCUCCUGCCAUUGGAGAUGGCGUCUAAGUAUCUCCUUCGCCUGUCGUCUGCCAUCAUCAACACCUUCUCUCUAAGCGAGGUCGGCGAGAUCAAGCUGCUGAAGGUCAUCACCGAGCCCUUCACCAAGCUGAUCGUGGAGAUUGAUAAGGAUGUCAUCACUGAGAUCGCUAAGAACGAAGAAGGUGCGGAGGACCUGAGUCUACUGAGGCGGUACUGCAAGACUGGCCCGCUCGUGUUGGUCAACACAACACAAGAGCAGGUGGCUUUCUUCAGCAACGGUACCUACAACUACAACGGCACAGAAAACGCCACCACCAGUGAAUGGAAGCAUCAAUGUCAGUACCUGUUCGCGCAGGUGAACCUGUGGAACGACACCCUGGUGGGAGUGAUCCUGCUGGUGGCGGCGCUGCUCAUCCUGUGCGUCUGUCUCGCCUGCAUCGUCAAACUUCUCCACAGCAUCCUCAAGGGUCAGCUGGCCAGAGUCAUCAAAAAAGCAGUCAACGCAGAACUGCCCACCAAGGCGGGGAAAUGUUUGACAGGGUAUCUGGUUAUCCUGAUCGGCGCUGGGAUGACGUUCCUGGUCCAGAGUAGCUCCAUCUUCACCUCAGCCCUCACCCCUCUAGUCGCGGUCGGCGUGAUCAACCUCAAGCGGGCGUACCCUCUGACCCUCGGAGCCAACAUCGGCACCACCACCACCGCCAUCCUGGCCGCGCUGGCAUCUUCCGGAGACGGUCUGGUCAGGUCACUCCAACUGGCGCUGUGUCACUUCUUCUUCAACGUGUCCGGGAUCAUCCUGUGGUACCCGCUACCGCCUCUCAGGAACGUUCCCAUCGGUUUGGCCAAGAAGCUCGGCAACACGACGGCAAAGUACCGCUGGUUUGCCAUCGUCUAUCUCAUUCUGAUGUUCUUCCUCUUACCGGCGGCAAUUUUCGGACUGUCUGUCGCGGGGUGGGAGGCUCUUGUGGGGGUUGGUGCGCCACUGCUGUUUUUGGUUUUGAUUAUCACUGUCGUCAACAUAAUGCAAAGAAAACGUCCCAACUGGCUUCCUAAGAAACUCCGGACGUGGGAAUUCCUUCCCCUUGCUAUGCACUCACUUGAACCUUAUGAUCGGCUUCUGACUGGCUGCUGCAAGAAGAAUGAAGCACAAAAACAGACCAAUGAGGAAAAAAUGGAAAUCGACAAUCCAGGCUUCGUUUGGGAAAUAGAACUUGAAAUAACGAAAUUGUAAAUUUUAUGUAAAUAGUAAAAUAUUAGGAAAAAAACUGGUAAAUGCACUUACCAUGUUAUGUAAAUAUAUAUGGCAUGUAACUUGUAUAUAUCAUAUUUGUCUCAGAACUGUAUAAUAAUAAAUUAAACAUU
Branchiostoma belcheri (Belcher's lancelet) is the source of this 2034-nucleotide messenger RNA. Its product is annotated as sodium-dependent phosphate transport protein 2B-like. Gene Ontology annotation, molecular function: sodium:phosphate symporter activity. The transcript has 11 exons. Gene Ontology annotation, cellular component: apical plasma membrane; vesicle; brush border. The coding region runs from base 59 to 1903 and encodes 614 amino acids. The record is from RefSeq and is a predicted model, not a curated record. NCBI's taxonomy places the organism in Eukaryota, Metazoa, Chordata, Leptocardii, Amphioxiformes, Branchiostomatidae. Gene Ontology annotation, biological process: sodium-dependent phosphate transport.